This is a messenger RNA of Dinoponera quadriceps, 597 nucleotides long. RefSeq lists its product as uncharacterized. The record is from RefSeq and is a predicted model, not a curated record. The coding region runs from base 1 to 597 and encodes 198 amino acids. The transcript is spliced from 4 exons. Lineage: Eukaryota; Metazoa; Arthropoda; Insecta; Hymenoptera; Formicidae.
AUGGGGCGCGUCGGAAUGGACAUUUCCGUCCGGAACCCUUAUCCUGUGCCGGACGUCUCCCAGGAAGGAACCUGGAUACCACGCGGGCCUGUGUUGGGAGAUAAAGUCUCGCCGUCGGACAGAGACUGGCACGCCAAAUUGAGCGCCCACGAGCGUCUCUUCGCUCAUCACACCCUGAACAGCGUCCGAAGGGACUACCGACUCGUCAGACCAAAGGUGCCGGGCGACGCCCUCGAUUUCGCGCUGGAUGCCGUCUACAUACACAGCCGGGACACCCUGGUGCCGAAGAUGUACGUGCCUAUGCAGCCGGAAACGCUCGGCAAGAAAACUUGGCGUGUUCUGCGGAACAAGAUCAAGAUCUCGCCGGAACCGCCUGAACCGGACAGGCCGGCGCACGUGAGCGGCUAUCAGGACGAGGACCUUAAAUCGCCGGUGCGGGGAGCUUUUCCGGCGGAUAAAACGAGGUGUUACAGCGGGCCAGCCUUGCCGCGGAGAAUUCAUCCGUGCAGCGUGAAAUUAAAUAUCGAGGGUCCUCAUAUGGACCAAUCGAAUCCCGGAUACAGUCGCAAAAUCGACGGAACUUUUUACAGUAUUUAA